AUGUGUGAAUGCAAAUUAAUACAAAAAGCAUUAAACAAAGGUGAAGGUUCAAAAUCUGAAGCAUUAGAAGAAAAUGUUGAAGGAAAUUCAAAGAGUGCAUCUGAUUCAAAAGUUGGUGAUCCCAAGACACCAACUGAAAAUAGGGAAGCUGCUGGAGAUAUUUCUACAAUCUUGAAAUCUCCAACAUGUUCAAGUAUGGAAGAUAUCCUUGAUAAAUCAAACAAGAAAGGAGGAAGCAUGGGAGAAGACAAGAAGAAACAGAUAUAUGCUUCAAAUGUGAAGGAAAGUGACAGAGAGAAGACUUUGGAAAGAAAAAAAUCAAGAGAAGCUGAGAAGGCAAAAACUGAGAUUGCAAAGGAAAAAGAGAUAAGGCCACAAAGGGAAAUCCCAAAUGUUCCUCUUGCUUUCCGAUCUCCAUACAUGGUCAAGUACAAGGAUUUGUUCAAAGAUGAAGACACAAUGAACAAACUUGUAACAGACUAUGCUUAUAGUGGAAAAGAUCAAAGUGAGCUACUAUACUAUGAUGGAGUGAAUUCGAUCAAUAGGGAAGAGAUGAAAACUCUUGAAGGGGAUACAUUAGUAGUUAACAAUGUGAUCGAUUCAUGGGCAGUACUUCUGAAUCAAAAAAGGUCAAAGAACAAGUUAUACUUUUCAACAUUUCCACAUCAAAUUAUGUAUGCAAAUACAGUGUGUCCUGAAGGAUCAUCAAUGGAGCUUAGAAUUGCAUACUUCAAAGAAAGAAUAACAAAUGAAUUGAGGUUAUACAAAAUCAAGAGUGCAGUUGGAUAUCAACAGAUUUUUUUUCCAGUGGCCAUAUAUGCACAUUUCUAUCUUCUAUGCAUUGAUCAUAUCAAUGAGACAAUGCAUAUAAUUGACAACAGGAAACUGCCAAAACAUCAAACAAUUGCAACAAAGUAUGAAAACCAACCCCAAUUGGUGGUAAGUAUAUUGUUUAAUAGAUAUAUAAAUGAUCAAUUUGUUUAUACAAAAUGAUCAAUAUUGAAAAUUAAAAUGAUCAAUAUUAAUAUGAUCCUUUGAAUUUUUUUUUUCUGUAUAUGUUGCAGUUAAAAGGAUAUGCAGAA
Messenger RNA from Chenopodium quinoa (quinoa), 1082 nucleotides. RefSeq lists its product as uncharacterized. Lineage: Eukaryota; Viridiplantae; Streptophyta; Magnoliopsida; Caryophyllales; Amaranthaceae. The transcript has 8 exons. The coding region runs from base 1 to 993 and encodes 330 amino acids. The record is from RefSeq and is a predicted model, not a curated record.